This is a messenger RNA of Monascus purpureus, 1577 nucleotides long. Lineage: Eukaryota; Fungi; Ascomycota; Eurotiomycetes; Eurotiales; Aspergillaceae. The record is from the annotation of a GenBank genome assembly.
UCGACCAUUACACUGCCCUGCAAGAGUGAGAAAAGCAUGAGUGGAACCGACAUAAGCGUUGACAAUCCACCCCACCCCCCUUUCAUCUCUUCAGCAGGAAGAUCAUCCUGCGCUGAUCUCUUUCUGCUGCAAUCCGUUCUCUCCUUCUCAGAAGCAAUCAUCGUCUCCUCGCGAUGAAGUCCGUCUGCGGUGGCCUUUGGACACAUGCCAGGUUCUCAUGCAAUCGUUGGAACUCUCGCAGACGCAUCCUGUCACUGCUCGUUCUUGUCACCGUGUACUGCUUCCUUUCCAGCUCUCUUGCAACCCUAUAUGGAAGGAAGGCCAAGAAUAGGAUUCAUGUUCAUGCAAGCCAGGUCACAGCCGGUUCUGGAGCAAAUGAACAAGUCAAACCGCGUUUCCUGUCCACGUCGUCUGCCAGAGAUCACCAGCAUCUUGAAUAUGAGGCCAAAUUGGAUGCUGCGAUGCAGGACCUCGAGCGCAGAGCUCUCGCGGCCAAUGGUCACAUCCAAGCAAACAACACAAUCUGGCAGAUUAUACUGGGAAAAUUCACUGAUAUGAACCCGGUGUCUGUCGAGUUUGAGCGUCGAAAUGCUGGAUGGGAGUACUCGCUCGUCACAAGCGCGUGGGCUACAGACUUCGUCACUAGCGUCUUCAGCACGAUCCCAGACCUGAUCAAUCUGUACCAGUCCUACCCCUACGACGUCCUCCGCGCAGAUCUCCUCCGCUACCUCCUUCUCUGGUACUACGGCGGCUUCUAUGCAGAUCUAGACGUUUACCCAGCGCGACCCAUCAGAUCCUGUCCAUCUCUGGAACCUCUCUUCUCGCCUUCUCUUUCAACCCCAAUCCCGGCAUCAUCCCUCAAUGUCUCCUUCGUCGUAGGCAUCGAACUCGACGAGCCCUACGCCUCUCCACAGACCAUCAAAGAAUGGCACUGGACGCGAACCUACAGCUUUAUACAAUGGACUAUGUAUGCCCCGCACAGAUUCAGCCCGUUCCUCCGUAAAAUCGUCGUGCGGGUCCUCGCGCACACGAAACAGGAUAACUCAUUCGGCCUUCUGUGGAGGUUGACAAGUACCUCUGACUCGGUCCUGUCCAUCACGGGGCCGGGCAUCUUCACGGAAUCCAUCCUGGAUCUGCUUUCGGAGUCCUUGCCGGAUACGCACCCGUUGAUCACGGCUUCCGUGGAGGCGGAUAGGGAGAUUGGUGAUCUCGUCGUCACUUCAUCUUCAGGUAAUAACCAGACCCAGCCCCGUGUGACGUGGGCACCGUUCCAUAGGCUUCAGGAUCCGCUGUGGGUAGAUGCUUCGGAGGGUAAUGGGAUGGGCGGGAUAGGUAUCUUGCCUGUUCAUGUUUGGGGGAAUGGGCAGAGACAUAGCGGGGCGGAGAACUUUCAGAGUGUUCAUGCUUGUGUUAAUCACUAUUUUAAGGGGACUUGGAAGAAGUGGUGGUGGCAGAGGCUGUUUGAUUGAGGAUGAAGUACGGAAUAAUGAGUUUUAAUAUGUACCCAUAGAUUCAUUCCAUUUUACUAUGUUAGGAUACCUUAUUACCCAUGUACAAUCACCCUUAUGGCAUCUAUU